GUAACAGACGACAUAAGAUGGAUUUGGGUAGUUCCGAUGAAUACGAAGAAGAAAUUGAGGAAGCGUGCGUGGCUAUUAUGUGCAUAGAAGCGCAUUGUAAAAGAAGAAGUGUGUGGGUACACGAAAUUAAUUUGAAUAGAGAAAACGAUGGUGAAUAUCAUACCUUAAUUAAGAUUUUGGAAAAAGAAGAGAAUAGUGAUCGAUUCCACAUGUACUUUCGUAUGAGCAAGAAUCAGUUCAAUUAUCUCCACGAUUUAAUCAAAGACAAGAUUAGAAAAAUUGACUCAAAAUUUCGACGCGCAAUUGGAACCAAAGAAAGACUAGCUGUUUGCUUAAGAUUUUUGGCUACAGGAAAUUCAUUUCGUUCUCUCGGAUUCAGCUACAAAAUGGGAUUCAGUACAGUACGAAGUAUUAUAUAUGAAGUUUGCGAAGUCAUUGGAAAGAUGCUGGGCCCUAUAGUAAUGCCACCUCCUACUGAAGAAACUUGGCGUACAAUUACAGAAGGCUAUAAGAAUAUAUGGAACUUCCCCAACUGUUUAGGAGCCCUUGAUGGGAAGCACAUCAACAUACGAUGUCCCAUAAAUAGCGGAUCGGAUUUUUAUAAUUAUAAGGGAAACUACUCUAUUGUCCUUCUUGCACUGGUAGAUGCCAACUACAAGUUUAUUGCAAUUGAUGUAGGUUCUUACGGUCGAAAUAGUGAUGGGGUUAUAUUUAGUAAUUCUCAACUUGGGAAAUCAUUAGCUAGCAAGAGUAUGAACGUACCUCAUGAUAAGCCAUUAGUUGAAGGCGGAGAAGCAUUACCGUUGGUGAUAGUAGGAGAUGAAGCAUUUCCAUUAAAAAACUACCUUCUUCGACCUUAUAGCAGACAAAAUAUUGCAGGUAAUGAAGCUAAUAAGAUAUUCAAUUAUCGAUUAUCCAGGGCUCGAAGAGUGGUAGAGAAUGCUUUUGGGAUUUUAAGCGCUAGAUGGAGAAUUUUUCUACGUUACAUGGAGGUACAACCAGAUAAGGUGGAUACUAUUGUUCUAGCUUCAUGUUGUCUACAUAAUUUACUUUGUGAUAAUAGGGACUUCGAGCCCGAAAAUGACCACUUCAAUCAGGCUGAAUCUGGUUUAUAUAAUCUCGGUCGAUUAAGGCAAAAUUAUACUCAACAAGCUAUGUACGUUAGGGACAAAUUCAAAGAUUAUUUUAUGUCAGAAGCUGGAAGUGUUCCAUGGCAAGUGGAACGCGUACGACGAGGAAGACAAAAUAUGUGACACGUGACAAAUUUCAUGCAUAUUUGCAAUUUUACUUUACUUCUCGUUAACUGUACGUGUACUUAAAUAAAUAUUUGUAUUAACUUACCUGUUACAUUCAUUAUAUUGGCGAUAUCCUCCCAGGCCUCCUGCCUUAUUGCCUGAUCUCUAUAAAAUUUGCUUUUUAUGUCAUAUAGACAGGGAUGCUCUCGC
Photinus pyralis (common eastern firefly) is the source of this 1445-nucleotide messenger RNA. Its product is annotated as protein ALP1-like. Bases 18 to 1253 code for a protein of 411 amino acids. The record is from RefSeq and is a predicted model, not a curated record. The transcript has 2 exons. Lineage: Eukaryota; Metazoa; Arthropoda; Insecta; Coleoptera; Lampyridae.